This is a messenger RNA of Ooceraea biroi (clonal raider ant), 1448 nucleotides long. RefSeq names its product zinc finger C4H2 domain-containing protein. The record is from RefSeq and is a predicted model, not a curated record. Gene Ontology annotation, cellular component: nucleus. NCBI's taxonomy places the organism in Eukaryota, Metazoa, Arthropoda, Insecta, Hymenoptera, Formicidae. Gene Ontology annotation, biological process: positive regulation of neuron differentiation.
CGAGUAGAUUAAUAAGAAACGAUUAAUAAACUGCUCGCUGGGUUCGUUGUAUUCUUGCGACACUGCUAUUGACAUACUCCUGUCAGAUAGUUUUCCGAGACGCUACAGCCAAUUUAUAGACUCCUUUGACUAUUUAUGGUCGAAUCAUUAGAUUUUAUAUCGGUUAUACCAGUUUUAAUUACUCCGAUAUUGUAUAUGUAAUAAUCUGAGUUAGGAAAAUUAUUAAAGGGAUUUGUAACAACAAAUAAGAGACAGCUAUUUCCAAAAUGUCAGCGUCCGAGACAGUAGUGAUUUUUGCGAAGCUAGAAGCUCUGAAAGACAUCAGAUCAAAGACUCUUCAGUUGGAGAAAUUGAAGCAAAGGAUAUUGCAAGAAGUGGAGCAGACCGAGCAGGAAGAGAAAUGUUUAUUGGAGUAUAAACAAGAAAUGGACCUGCUGAUGCAGGAAAAAAUGGCACAUGUAGAAGAGCUACGUCAGAUACAUGCAGAUAUUAAUGCGAUGGAAUCAGUGAUCAAGCAGGCAGAGGAAGCACGUAACAGAGCAAGGGAAACUGCUAAGCUGAUUCAUAAUAAUGAUUAUCAACCGUUGAAGCACGACAUUGACCGUAUGCGCAGAGAAAUUUUGGGCUUGGAAAGGUUACCAGAAUUGUACGAGACUGAGGCGGAUCUUAUCUCUCCUGAACGCUUUUUUCAUAGCUACUUCGAACGACCAAUGCAGAAGGCGGAAUGGAGAGUAGAGGUACGAGGUGACGAAUUGUUGCCGCAAUUAGGACUGCACCAUCCCGGACAUCCGGGUGGUUCCACGCCCUUCCUAGCGCCGCAGCCGCUUCAAGGGCCAAGCAAACCAGAACCCAGACCAUUACCGCCAGCCCCGGGGCCGCCGGCUCCAACAUUCAGGUACCACUGGCAACAACCGCCACCCAUGAAGUCAUGCCUCUCGUGCCAUCAACAAAUUCAUAGAAAUGCUCCAAUUUGCCCGCUGUGCAAAGCAAAAUCACGUUCACGUAAUCCUAAGAAACCAAAGAAAAAAGAUUAAUCGUAAUUAGAACUAUUAUUUAUAUGAGUAUAAUCUGCAUUUUUACAAUUCACCAUAAGAAUCUGCAUCUAUUAAUCAUUUUUGUAAUCCAUAGCGUCUAUGCACUAUUACCGUAUCAUUAGCAUUUGUAAGGGAUAGCACAGCAUCCAUAAGAAUCUACGUUUACGUAAUAUGUCAAUUUUGUAACGACAGCUUUUUUUUAGAUUCCAAGAUUUAUUAAGUGUAUCCGAGUUAAGAAUGUAUAAGACGGAAAGUAUGAAAUAUAACCAAAUAAUUUCUAUACUACUGUAGAAUAAAAUUGAGAAUUUAGUAUUUGGCGACUCACUUGAUUUUUAAUCAAGUUUGAUAUUCGUUUUUUUAUCGUUUGAUUUGUAAUCGUAAAAAGCAAUAAAUAUAAUAUAUUGUUCCAAGAAU